Messenger RNA from Colossoma macropomum (tambaqui), 616 nucleotides. Its product is annotated as digestive cysteine proteinase 2-like. Gene Ontology annotation, biological process: immune response. Lineage: Eukaryota; Metazoa; Chordata; Actinopteri; Characiformes; Serrasalmidae. The annotation marks the transcript as partial. The transcript has 4 exons. Gene Ontology annotation, cellular component: lysosome. Gene Ontology annotation, molecular function: cysteine-type endopeptidase activity. The record is from RefSeq and is a predicted model, not a curated record.
GAAGGGAAGUGUAGGUUUGAUCAACUGAAAGCUUAUGCUACCUGCAUCGACUACAGGAUCCUGCCCAGUGAAGAUGAGCAUUAUCUGCAGUAUAUUGUGGGCUCAAUCGGACCUGUUUCUGUAGUCAUAGACAUCAGCCGUCACACUUUCCAGCUCUAUGAGUCAGGUGUGUAUGAUGAUCAGUACUGCAGUAGUGCUCACCUGAAUCACGCUGUCCUGGUUGUUGGUUAUGGCACUGAAGGCAUCGGACAGGAAUACUGGCUGGUCAAGAACAGCUGGGGUGUUACCUGGGGUGAAGGAGGCUACAUUAAGAUGUCCAGGAACAAGAAAAACCAGUGUGGUAUUGCCACAAAUGCUGUCUACCCUGUGGUUUAAAGAUGGGAGAAUAUCAGAGCCCUGAUGAGUAUCUUACAUCUGAGCAGCAGCUAUUCAACAUCAACACAUCAUGAGCACAUGACAGAUUACAGCAGUUCUUUAAAAAACUGUCUACAGUUGCUGAAUGUCUUUUUUUAACGUUUAUUUCUUUUCCAAGUUUCAACUUUUAAUUUGAAAUCUUUUCAAACUCUCUUCUAAAUCAUUUAUGAUAUUGUGCAAAGAAAAAAAUAAAAAAAGUAAC